AUGUUGAAGCGAAGAUUCCCGGCACUUGAAAAUUUGGUGGAUCCUUGUAGCACACAGCGGCAGCAGCUGAUAUGGGCGUUUGGAUAUGUUAUUGCAGUGUAUCUGGCGGUGUUGGCAAUCUUUCCGUUAUCCCACAAGGACCAACACAGCAACUCAAUCAUGAUCUUGGUGAAGGCGCCCGUCCUUACGGUAGAGUGUUUGAAUGCCUACCACCUAGUUGUGUCAUGGACGUGCAAGCGAUGGCCUAACAUUGCCGGAAUCCUGCUCAUCCAGCUCAAGGCGAAAGAUUCAAAAGGUUUUCUGGUAGAACAGGAUGGAAAGUCUGCAGUCUCAGCGGUUCGGAUUGUUAUCCCAACAGUUGAUACUGUGGCUUGUAUGUCUUUAUUCCUGUUCGUACUGAACCUGGUGAUUUGUGUGCUGUGGUAUUCUUGGGAAUAUGAUGCAACGGGGACUGUGAACCCGGCUUGGACGAACGUUUUUGGUUAA
Glarea lozoyensis ATCC 20868 is the source of this 486-nucleotide messenger RNA. RefSeq lists its product as uncharacterized. The transcript has a single exon. Lineage: Eukaryota; Fungi; Ascomycota; Leotiomycetes; Helotiales; Helotiaceae. The coding region runs from base 1 to 486 and encodes 161 amino acids. The record is from RefSeq and is a predicted model, not a curated record.